Pollicipes pollicipes is the source of this 2670-nucleotide messenger RNA. Its product is annotated as glutamate receptor ionotropic, kainate 2. The transcript is spliced from 18 exons. The coding region runs from base 40 to 2670 and encodes 876 amino acids. Gene Ontology annotation, cellular component: membrane. Lineage: Eukaryota; Metazoa; Arthropoda; Thecostraca; Pollicipedomorpha; Pollicipedidae. The record is from RefSeq and is a predicted model, not a curated record. Gene Ontology annotation, biological process: monoatomic ion transport. Gene Ontology annotation, molecular function: signaling receptor activity; ligand-gated monoatomic ion channel activity.
CCGUCGGCGUCACUGCUGCUGCUGCUGCUGCCGGCCCUGAUGCUGGCCCCACCAGUCGGCGCUGCCAAAAACAUCAUCACCAUAGGGGCGCUGUUUGACCAGCAUGAGGCGGACCCCGCGCUGGAGAUGGCCUUCCGGUACGGGGUGGAGCAGGCCAGCCAGACGCUGAACGUACCGGACGUAGCGCUCGUGCCGACUGUGGAGCGGGUGCAGACCGGCAACGGCUUCCACACGUCCAAACGAGUGUGCCACCUGCUGAAGCUGGGCGUGGGCGCCAUAGUGGGGCCCAGCGCCGAGCCAGCCGCGUCGCACGUGCGCAGUAUGUGCGACACCAAGUCCGUGCCGCACAUCGACACCACGUGGCGCUAUCGGCGCGGCAGCGAGCACUUCUCCGUCAACCUCUACCCGCACGCGGCCACGCUAAGCAAGGCUUAUGUCGACAUUUUGAAGACUCUUGGCUGGACCAAGUUCCACGUCCUGUAUGAGGACAAUGACUCGCUGGUGCGCCUUCAGGAAGUUCUGCAGAUGCCCGAUAAUAAUAACAAAAUUUCUGCGAGUGUUCGGCAGCUGCCAAAAAACAAAGAUUACAGACCGCUGCUGAAGCAAGUUCAGAACUCUGGAGGCACGCACAUCGUGAUUGACUGCUCAACGGAAAACAUAUUCAACGUACUCAAGCAGGCGCAACAGAUUGGGAUGGUCACCAGAUAUUACCACUAUUUCUUCACCAACCUGGACCUGCACACAGUGGAGCUGCACGACUUCCAGUACGCGGGCACCAACAUCACGGGUCUGCGACUGAUCAACACGACGGACCUGCGCGUCGUGAAGAGGGUCGAGAGCUGGAAGGAGGCGGAGGCGGCGCGCGGCCGCCACGUCCCCAUCACCGCAUCACGGCUCAGUACUGAGGCGGCACUGCUGUAUGACGCGGCGCUGCUCUUCGCCAAGGCGGCCGCUGACCUGCACAGCUCGCGAGACAUCAGUGUGACGUCACUCAACUGUGACCUGGAUGACCUUUGGCCGCACGGCGAGAGUGUGCUCAACUACAUGCAGCUGGUGGAGGUGGAGGGCCUGACUGGGCUCGUGCGAUUCGACACGCUGGGCCAGCGCUCCAGCUUCAGCCUGGACGUGCUGUCGGUGCUGGAGGAGGGCCUCGCGCCGCUCGGGCGCUGGGGACCGGACGGCUUCAGCAUAGUCGGCAGCGACAGCCGCACCCGGCAGACGCCAAGCAUCCGCAACCAGAACCUGAUCGUCACCACGCUCAUAAAAAAGCCGUACACGAUGAUCAAGGAAUCCACGGAGAAGCUGGUGGGCAACGACCGGUACGAGGGCAUCUGCAUCGACCUGAUCCAAGAGCUGUCGCGCAUGCUUGGCUUCAACUACACAAUCGUGGUGAACGCCGACGGUGCGCCGGGCACCUACAACGAGACGACAGGCCGCUGGAACGGCAUGAUCGGCGAGCUGCUGGACGGCAAGGCGGACCUCGCCAUCGCCGACCUCACCAUCACGUCCGAUCGCGAGGCUGUGGUCGACUUUACCAUGCAGUUCAUGAACCUCGGGAUCAGCAUUCUGUACCGGAAGCCGACCAAGCAGCCGCCCUCUCUCUUCUCAUUCCUCUCUCCGCUCUCUCUGAGGGUUUGGCUGUACAUGGGAGCAGCUACCAUGGGUGUUUCUCUGCUCAUGUUUGUUCUAGCCAGAUUCACUCCGUACGAGUGGGAGCCUCCGCACCCCUGCGCUCCAGACCAGGACCAGCUGGAGAACCAGUUCAACUUCCUGAACUGUAUCUGGUUUUGCAUCGGCUCCCUCAUGCAGCAGGGAUGCGACUUCUUACCCAAGGCAGUCUCCACUCGCAUGGUGGCUGGAAUGUGGUGGUUUUUCACGCUGAUCAUGAUCUCAUCGUACACGGCGAACCUGGCGGCCUUCCUGACCGUGGAGCGGAUGAGCUCGCCGAUCGAGUCGGCAGAGGAUUUGGCCGCGCAGACCGACAUCAAGUACGGCACGUACGCCGAUGGAUCGACCGCCACGUUCUUCAGGACGUCCAAGAUCUCGCCGUACAACAAGAUGUGGCAGGUGAUGCAGAACGCACAGCCGAGCGUAUUUUUCGACGCCGAAGCGGGCAUCAAAAAGGUCAAGGACGAUGCGGGGAAAUACGCCUACUUUAUGGAGUCAUCCACCAUCGAGUACGUGGUGGAGCGAGCGUGCGAGCUCUCGCAGGUCGGCGGCCUGCUCGACAACAAAGGAUAUGGAAUCGCCCUGCCGCCGGAUUCUCCUUGGACCAGUCAGCUGAACCAGAAGCUGUUGCAAAUGCAGGAAGAAGGCCAGCUGGCUGCCUUGAAGCGCAUGUGGUGGGAGGAGCAUGGCGGUGAAACGUGCAAAGAAGACAGCGGCGGUUCCAUUGCGUCCGAACUGGAUCUGGAGAACGUCGGCGGCGUGUUCGUCUGCUUGAUGGGCGGCAUGGUGGUGGCCACACUCAUCGCCAUCGUCGAGUUCGUCUUCCACCUACGCGCUCAGACCGCUGACAACAACACAUCAAUCCUGUCCGAGAUGGGCCGCGAGCUUCACGUCAUCCUGCGCUGCCGCGGCAGCACCAACGGCCUGGUGGCGUUCCCUAGCGGCGCUGCCGAGAAGCAUGCCCCCGCCUUCGCCGGCUACGACGCGCCGGCCGUGUCCUGA